AUGACAUCCACCGCCGUCGGGAAAUGUGCACUUUGCUCCCAGGACCUCGACUUUCUCACUAUACCAGAUCGCGAACUCCACUACCAACAACACUUUGAUCAACCCUCUUCAUCCAGCAGUGGUCAGACCAAGCCACGCUCUGUCGAUACGUCGAAACCCAAGAAGAAUUGGAAGCCCAAGUUGUUUCAAGAAAAUGAUACUUUCUGGAGAUCAUCCCAACUGGAACCGCCACCCGCCAAUUACACUCCCGGAUUGAUACCAUUGCUUCGAAACGCGCUUUUGAAAAGCCACUCGCGGGGUGAUACACGCCGUGCCAUUCUUUGCUUUGCACAAACAGUGCACAUCUGCAGAGAACCAUGGGAUGCUGGCUGGGGCUGCGGAUACCGCAACUUUUUAAUGCUCUGCGCAGCACUGAUGGACCAGCAACAACAGCCUUUAUACUACCCCCUUCUCGACGCACCGCUGUCCCCCAGUAUCCGAAAUUUACAAGCCUUGAUAGAAACAGCUUGGAAAGAGGGUUUUGAUGAGGAAGGGGCAAAGGAUUUGAAGAAACUUGUUGGCACACGAAAGUGGAUCGGAACUGCAGACCUAUGGGUGGCAUUCUCAUAUCAAGGCAUACCAGUUGAACUUGUUGAUUUCAAUCUGAAAAACAAUCCUAGAGGUGCCUUGCUUUUAGACGGAGUCGUUGAGAUGACGCUGAUGCCCUUGACAGGUCCAGAAAUUGUGACGAAUUGGGUGGUGGAGUACUUUACUCCAAAGACAACAUCAACCGAACGGUCAAAUAUGUAUCAAACGUUGAAAGGCGCUUCUCCUGUGCUCGUCACCGACCGAAUGCCAAUCAUACUGCAACACAACGGCCAUUCCCGUACAAUUGUCGGUUACGAAGUGGAUAAACGAGGCGUGGUCAACCUGAUAACAUUUGAUCCUGGACGAGUUCCUUCUGCCCAGGUCCGGAAUGCAGCACUCUCCGCAUCUCUGCCAGCAACGACACCUAAUGGGUCCGGAUCUCUCAAACGGUCAGCAAGUAACUCAUCAAGCGUGGGCCAGUCUGGGAACAGUAGUAAACGUGCUCGCUCAAGUGCAGACGAGGAUGGCAGUGACAUCGAGAUAAUCCAUGACUCGAGAGAUACCCAUGCAGAGAAACCGACUGAAGACAAAUUCAGCGGCAAGAAGAAGGCUCAAGACAAUACCAACCUAUUUUCUACGAAUGGUCUCCUGAAGAAAUACCGAUUGGAUCCCAAGGCAUUAGGGAAAAACAAGCAAUACCAAAUCCUAUACUGUCCAAUGACGGCCCCUUUAACAGAGCGUGAGCGGAUGGGUCGGAAGUUUGUCACCAGUCAAAAGGUAUCGUAG
This is a messenger RNA of Laccaria bicolor S238N-H82, 1353 nucleotides long. RefSeq lists its product as uncharacterized. The record is from RefSeq and is a predicted model, not a curated record. Bases 1 to 1353 code for a protein of 450 amino acids. The transcript is spliced from 8 exons. Lineage: Eukaryota; Fungi; Basidiomycota; Agaricomycetes; Agaricales; Hydnangiaceae.